Messenger RNA from Penicillium antarcticum, 1965 nucleotides. RefSeq names its product RBR-type E3 ubiquitin transferase. The transcript has a single exon. Lineage: Eukaryota; Fungi; Ascomycota; Eurotiomycetes; Eurotiales; Aspergillaceae. Gene Ontology annotation, cellular component: cytoplasm; ubiquitin ligase complex. Gene Ontology annotation, biological process: positive regulation of proteasomal ubiquitin-dependent protein catabolic process; ubiquitin-dependent protein catabolic process; protein polyubiquitination. Gene Ontology annotation, molecular function: zinc ion binding; ubiquitin protein ligase activity; ubiquitin conjugating enzyme binding. The record is from RefSeq and is a predicted model, not a curated record. Bases 1 to 1965 code for a protein of 654 amino acids.
AUGACCGAACUAGAGUGCCCCGAGGACGACCGCUCUGUCGAGCUGUCUUCCAUCGCCGCCAUCUUCCCGGAGAUACAGAUACAACCUGGGUCACCUUUCAAGGCCGCGCUUGAACUGCCGGUAGUCCCAUCGUCACCGAUCUCUGUCUAUUUUCAACAGCCAAUCGAUGUCGCCCUCAACGCCACCAUUACCCCUCCGACUUCCUUGGAUGAAUCCAAAGGAGAGCUCGACCAGCUGCCUGUUAAGGACGUUCAUAUCCUGACUUAUUUACCUCCGCUAAAACUCGAAAUCGAACUACCCGAGGGCUAUCCUAUAGAGAAGCCACCAAUCGUUCAUCUGACAACCGUUCCCUCAUGGCUGCCCGCCUCGGUUAUCGAUCGGUUAUCUGACGACUGCCGCCGACUUUGGGAGGAAUGUGGAAAUGAUCUGGUCGUUUACACUUAUAUUGAUCAUCUGCAACAACUGGCGGAGACAACAUUCGAUAUUCAAUCCGCGUCGGGGGAAGUGUGCUUAUCGCGAGAUCUGAAAGUGGCGCUAUUGGACUUCAAUAUAAAAGCGGAACAAGAGAAGUUUGAACAGGGAACUUUUGAAUGCGGAGUUUGCCUCGAACCAAAGAAGGGUACGCUUUGUUAUCGAUUGCUGCGCUGCUCCCACGUUUUCUGUGUCAGUUGUCUGCAAGACUUCUACGGUACCUGCAUCCACGAGGGCGAUGUAGAUAGUGUAAAAUGCAUGGCACCGGACUGCGAGCUCAGCAAGAGACCUGCACAGGGCGAUGGCCAAACACCACGCCGCAAAAAGCGCGAUCCUAGCAUUGGACCUAGCGAGCUCUUGCAGAUCCCAUUGCCUCCGGAGGCAGUUCAGCGAUAUGUCUUCCUCAAGCGCAAGAAAAAGAUCGAAGCCGAUAAGAACACUGUUUACUGCCCUCGAGAAUGGUGCCAGGGAGCAGCACGAUCCAAGCGUCACCCGAAACCCGAAGACCCAAUGACCGAUGACUUGGAGAUUUCGGAUGAUGAAGAUGGAUUUGAUCCUCUCGGUCCCGAAGACCAACUGCCUCCGAUGGCAGAACGCGUAGCUAUCUGUGAAGAUUGCAACUAUGCCUUCUGCUCCGUUUGCAAGAAAGGUUGGCACGGAGAACUAAUUCGUUGCUACCCACGCCGUGCAGGUGAGAAAACAGAAGAAGAAAAGGCAACAGAGGAAUAUCUGCGCCUAUACACAUCUCCGUGUCCCACCUGCAAUGUGCCCUGUCAAAAGCAAAUGGGUUGCAACCAUAUGCGCUGUUUCCAGUGUGAUACCCACUUCUGUUACCUCUGCUCAAGCUGGCUGUCCGCGGACAAUCCCUAUCAACACUUCAACACUCUGGAGAGUAAAUGCUAUAACCGGCUUUGGGAUCUGGAAGGGGGCGAUGGUCUCAAUCCAGACGGAGCCGAAGCACUUCACCGCAUUCCCGAAGCGCUUCUGGUCUUUGACGAUCCACCGCCAGCAAUUAUCCACGAGGAGGCCGAAGAAAGCGACGAGGAUCGCCCUGCAUUCGAAUUUGAUAAUGAUGAAGACGACCUGCACGGCCACCGACAUCCACCUCCACCCGCCCCAGUCCCACCCCGCGUCAAUGCCGGUGGUCGACGACCCGGUCGACAAGAUCAUGCAGCAGCCCGCGCCGCAGCAGCCGAGCGCCGAGCUCAAGCUCGUGCAAUGGCCGAGGUCAGACACCGCAACAACCGAGACGGACCUCGGAGGCCUGUCCGAUGGGCAGAUAUCCCCCCAGCUCCUCCACAUAACCAAGGCCCUCUGGGUUAUCUGGGCCCACCUCUCAAUAAUGAUGAUGACGAACCUCAUGCAUGGGACAAUAACCACCCUGGCCAACGACAGGAGGACGAAGCUCGUGCUGGCCUCCAACGCUUUCUAGCCCUUGUGCAAAAUGAUCGCGAGGAUGAAUGGGAUAGCGAUGAGCUGAACGAUGAAUUCUGA